AUGGCCCAGACGUCCUGGCCCGUCGGCGAGGCGAGCGCGAACCCCGGGAGCAUCGCGCCGUUCAGCCGGAAGACGUGGCUCCGGGGCUUGAGGGAGGACGCGAAGCGGCGGCUCCCCAUGUACGCGACGGACUGGGCCGACGGCUUCCGGAGCCCGGGGAAGACGCUGGGCGCGUCGGCCUUCCUCUACUUCGCCGUGCUCGCGCCCGCGAUCGCGUUCGGCGGCGCGAUGACCGCGGCGACGUCCGGCGUGCUAGGGCCGCGCGACGUCAUCCUGUCCUGCGGCCUCAGCGGCAUGGCCUACGCGACGCUCGCGGGCCAGCCCAUGACCUUCGUCGCGCCGACGGGCCUGACCCUGGCCUUCAUCGGCGCGCUGUCGUCGUGGACCGUCAAGGCGGGCGUGCCGUUCCUGCCCAUGUACGCGUGGUGCGGCGUCUGGACGAGCUGCUACCUCGCGGUCCUCGCGUCCUUCAACGCGUCGGGUUUGAUCAAGUACUGCACGCGCUUCACGGAGGACGUCUUCAACGCGUUGCUGGCCUUCAACUUCCUCUCGGAGGGCGCGUCGCCGAUCGUGCGGCUCCUCCGGUCCGUGGGCGUCGGCGCCGCGCGGCCCGGCGACGCGCUGCUGGCCAUGAACAGCGCGUUAGCGACGUCCGUCGCCUGCACGUCCCUGGCGGGCGCGCCGCGGACGCGCUUCUUCACGGCCAAGUUCCGGACCUUGAUCGCGGACUUCGGGCCCGCGUUCGUCAUCGUCGCGAUGUCGGCGCUCCUGCGGACGGACGCGAUGACGGGGCUGGGCUCGCUGGCGCGGCUGGAGCUGGGGGCGCCGCGGGCGAAGAUGUUCAGCCUGGUGGAUCUGGGGUCCCUCGCCGUGCGGUACCGCUUAUUGGCCGCGAUACCGGCGCUGUUCCUCGCGACGCUCUUCUUCCUCGACCAGAACAUCACCGUGCGGACCGUGAACUCGCCCCAGAACAAGCUCGCCAAGGAUUCGGCCUACCACCUCGACCUGCUGGCCCUGGCGACGAUCACGCUCGGGUCGUCGCUCCUGGGCCUGCCCUGGAUGUGCUCCGCGACGGUCCAGAGCCUCAACCACGUCCGCGCGAUGUCGAACAUCGCCGCGGCCGAGGAGACGGGCGACGUCGCGUCCGUCGUCGAGACGCGGCUCAGCGGCUUCCUCGUGCACGGCCUCGUGCUCGCGUCGCUGAACGUGGCGCCGCUGCUCAGCCAGGUGCCCCUGGCCGUCGUCUGGGGCGUCUUCCUCUUCCUCGGCCAGAAGGUCAUGUCGGGCAACCAGUUCCUCGGCCGGUCCAAGGCGUUGUUGUUGGACACGAAGCGCCUCGACCCGACGGACACGGUCGAGCGCGCCAUCGUCGAGCUCGGCCGCGGCAAGGUCCUCAAGUUCACCGCGGUGCAGGCCGGGUGCCUCGCGACGCUCUGGCUCCUCAAGCUCAACAAGGCCACGGCCAUGGUCUUCCCCUCGGUCAUCGGCGUGCUCCUCGCCCUCCGCGCCAUCUUCAUCCCGCGCUUCUUCGCCGCGCGGGAGCUCCUCCAGAUGGACACGGAGAUGGACAUUUAA
This is a messenger RNA of Aureococcus anophagefferens, 1575 nucleotides long. RefSeq lists its product as hypothetical. The transcript has 3 exons. Gene Ontology annotation, cellular component: plasma membrane. NCBI's taxonomy places the organism in Eukaryota, Pelagophyceae, Pelagomonadales, Pelagomonadaceae. Gene Ontology annotation, biological process: monoatomic ion homeostasis; monoatomic anion transport; transmembrane transport. The record is from RefSeq and is a predicted model, not a curated record. Gene Ontology annotation, molecular function: solute:inorganic anion antiporter activity. Bases 1 to 1575 code for a protein of 524 amino acids.